AUUAUCAUUUUCAAUUUGAAGAUGGCGUUCACAAGACGUUCAACUGUGAAAUUCACACAUUUGAUCCAAGUAUCCCUUUAGCUGGACAUUUCGUUCCAAAACAUGUCGAAUUCCAUCUUAUUGGACUAUCUAACUAUGACCAUCACACCAUAUUUGGAUGGGAAAUGAAAACACUUGCUUCCAUAAGGAGAUAUCUUAACCAUUCAUUUACAACAUUGGAUAUCCUUAAACUCGAUAUUGAAGGAGAUGAAUGGAAAGCUAUUCCGCAAAUAUUAUCGACAAUUUCAAAUAAAUAUAUCAAGCAAAUAGUUCUUGAAGUUCAUUUCGGCAGACAUACUAAUAGGCUUCAGGACGAUGGUUAUAGGAGCUUCAACUUGAAUAAUUGGGGUGAUACUGAUUCAUUUACACAAAUUAAUGUUCUAAAACAGUUAAAACACCAUGGAUUUAAUAUAUUCAAAUGGGCAAUCAAUCCAAGAUCAAAACUUCGACUUCAACAUUCAAGUAAAGGCAGUGUUUUUACAAUGCAUAUUAUAUCAUUGAAAAAUAUCAAUGUACUAAAUUGAAACAAAUAACAAAAUCAAACAUUUUUUACGUAUAUAAACUUUUAGAAUGCUGUGCUUCACAUGUGUUUAUGUCUUCUUAUUUUCGUUGUUUACUUUCUUGAUUGUCUGACAAAAGAAAUAUUUAAACAAAUACAUUAACUAAAAAGCAAGGUCUUCAUACUUCAGUGUGG
Molecule: messenger RNA, 733 nt
Organism: Ruditapes philippinarum (Manila clam)
Lineage: Eukaryota; Metazoa; Mollusca; Bivalvia; Venerida; Veneridae
Exons: 3
Coding region: 165-563 (132 amino acids)
Source: RefSeq, a predicted model, not a curated record